Messenger RNA from Oryctolagus cuniculus (rabbit), 5898 nucleotides. NCBI's taxonomy places the organism in Eukaryota, Metazoa, Chordata, Mammalia, Lagomorpha, Leporidae. The record is from RefSeq and is a predicted model, not a curated record.
CUCUCCCUCCAGCUCAGAUGCCAACCCGCGUUCCCCGGAGGGCAGCGGCGCCCCGCAGAGCCCGCGCUGGGACGAGCCGCCGCGAGUGUGCGCCCUAGAACAGACGUGCAGUGUGUUCCGCGUGGACCUGGGCCACAUGCGCUCCCUGCGCCUCUUCUUCAGUGACGAGGCCUGCACCAGCGGCCAGCUGGUGGUCGCCAGCCGGGAGAGCCAGUACAAGGUCUUCCACUUCCACCACGGCGGCCUGGACAAGCUGUCGGACGCGCUGCAGCGGUGGGAGUGCUGCACGGACACGCACCUCAAAGAGCAGCAGCUCGCGGACGAGAGGACGUGCCUGCAGUUCUCCAUCCGGCGGCCCAAGCUGCCCUCCUGCGAGACCCACCCCGAGGAGAGCGCCUACGGCCGGCUGGACGGCGCCGCCUGGCUCAGCCACCUCAACGCCCUGGGACAGGUGGAGGAGGAGUACAAACUCCGCAAGGCCAUUUUCUUCGGCGGCAUCGACGUGUCCAUCCGCGGGGCGGUCUGGCCCUUCCUGCUGCGCUACUACAGCCCCGAGUCCACGGCGCAGGAGCGCGAGGCGCUGCGGGCGCACAAGCGCCAGGAGUACGCGGCCAUCCAGCGGCACAGGCUCUCCAUGACGCCGGAGGAGCACAGGGCGUUCUGGCGCAAUGUGCAGUUCACGGUGGACAAAGACGUGGUCCGCACGGAUCGCAGCAGCCAGUUCUUCCGGGGCGAGGGCAACCCCAACGUGGAGAGCAUGAGGAGGAUCCUGCUGAACUAUGCCGUGUACAACCCAGCCAUCGGCUACUCCCAGGGCAUGUCCGACCUGGUGGCGCCCAUCCUGGCCGAGGUCCUGGACGAGUCGGACACGUUCUGGUGCUUUGUGGGUCUGAUGCACAACACAGUCUUCGUCAGCUCCCCUCGGGACGAGGACAUGGAGAAGCAGCUGCUGUACCUGCGGGAGCUGCUGCGGCUGAUGAACCCGCGCUUCUACCAGCACCUGGUGUCCCUGGGCGAGGACGGCCUGCAGCUGCUCUUCUGCCAUCGCUGGCUGCUGCUCUGCUUCAAGCGCGAGUUCCCGGAGGCGGAAGCCUUGCGGAUCUGGGAGGCCUGCUGGGCCCACUACCAGACAGACUACUUCCACCUCUUCAUCUGCGUGGCCAUCGUGGCCAUCUAUGGGGAUGACGUCAUUGAGCAGCAGCUGGCCACCGACCAGAUGCUGCUGCACUUUGGAAACCUGGCCAUGCACAUGAACGGGGAGCUGGUUCUCAGGAAGGCGAGGAGUUUGCUGUAUCAGUUCCGCCUCCUGCCCCGCAUCCCCUGCAGCCUGCAUGACCUCUGUAAGCUGUGCGGGACGGGCAUGUGGGACAGUGGCUGCAUGCCCGCCGUGGAGUGCACCGGCCAGCACCCGGGCUCCGAGAGCUGCCCCUACGGGGGCACCGUGGAGCCGCCGUCGCCCAAGCCCCCGAGGGAAAGCAGGAAGGGCCCCAAGGUGCCCAGGGAAGUCUUUGCCUUCCGCAGAUAGGUGGGGCUGGCCACCCAGACCAGGACCCAGGGGACCCCCCCAGAGGUCUGGGGCAGGUGGGUGGGGAAGGGCCAGGGCAUGGUGGAAUCGUCCAGAAGGGAGCCCCUCGUCGUAGCAGCGGUGAAGUCGGCGUCCAAGAGUGACAGGGGUCAGGCCCGCCGGCACCCCGAGAAGAGCCGGGAAACGCAGCCGCCCCACCCGAGACUCGGGCUGCUGGCUGCCCCGGGGAGCCCCCACCCGAGACUCGGGCUGCUGGCUGCCCCGGGGAGCCCCCACCGGAGACUCGGGCUGCUGGCUGCCCCGGGGAGCCCCCACCGGAGACUCGGGCUGCUGGCUGCCCCGGGGAGCCCCCACCGGAGACUCGGGCUGCUGGCUGCCCAGGGGAGCCCCCACCGGAGACUCGGGCUGCUGGCUGCCCCGGGGAGCCCAGCGCACCCCAGGAGGGGCCUGCAGCUUCCUUAGCGACGAUGACCGCACCUGGCUGAGGAGAAGGCGAGGAGAGAGGCCCCCGGCAUCUGCCCGCGUCGGGGUGUGUGGACAGCAGCAGGGGUCUCGUCCAGGCGAGCUGGCCAGCAGGGCUUGUUCUCGGGGCCAAGCGCACUUCCCGUGGUUUCCCCGGCCGCCCCGGGAGGCCCACGUCUGCCCCCACCCCCACCCCAGGAAAACCAGCCCGACUGCAGCAUAGACAGGUUAGGAGCCGCAGGGAGCCCCGGGGCUGGGGGCCUCUCGCCCGCCGGCCACACGGUGGGUGCCCCUGGCCUGCCCCUGAGCGAGCCGCAGGCUGGUGGAGAAGUGUGGGGUUCCUUCCCCCGAGCUGGAGUCUCUGUGAGCCCCUCAGGGGUGUUGGGGGUCGACCCUGGCAAGCAGCAACCAGAGAGGGCUCAGCGGCUUGGGGUUGUGUGCGCAUGCGUGUGUGGAUCAUGUGCGUGUGUGUGUGUGUGUGUACAGACCUGUGCAUGCACGUGUGUGUACCUGUGUGUGCCUGUGUAUGUGGGCAGACCUGUAUGUGUGUGUGUGUGUGUGUGUGUGUACAUAUGUAUGUGUCUUGGGGGAAGACUGUGUGUGCAUGUGUGUGUGCCUGCAUGUAUGUGUGUAUGUUGGCAGAUCCGUGUGUGUGUAUGCGUGUGUGUGUGUGUGCAGGAUCCCUGGCAGACGCCCUGCUGUGUCCCCGGGAAGAGGUCAUGUAUUAACUGCCCAGCCCAGACAAAGGCUCCUGACACAGACUCCUCAGCGACCUGCAGAGCCCGUGGACAGGGCUCCCCUGCAGCCGGACACCAGAGUGACCACAGCGAAGCAGCCAGCACUCGGGGCUCCCGGCUUUCCCUGUGGGAGCUCGGUCUCCCCGCACACUCUCCAAACGCAGUCCUGCUGGGACACAUGGGGCGGGACACAUGUUCCUGCUGGGACACACGGGGCGGGACACAUGUUCCUGCUGGGACACACGGGGCGGGACACAUGUUUCUGCUGGGACACAUGGGGCGGGACACAUGUUCCUGCAGACACGCGGGGCGGGACACAUGUUCCUGCAGACACGCGGGGCGGGGUGGGGGGAGACCUGUGGUGGGCGCUCCGGUCCUGCACUGCUGGAGUCAGGGUCGCAGGCCGAGGGCCCCUUCCUGGUGGGGGUGGGAUUGCUGGCGGCUGGCUCCGCGGGCUGGGGUGCUCUUGGCAGGCGUUCCAAGGCCCGUCCGUCCUGGGGCGGGGGCUUCUGGGAAGAGGCUCCUCGGUACCCAGCGCGUCCUGCCCUGACCCUCUGCCACACCAGACCCCAGACCCGGCUGUGCCCGUUAGGCGUCGCCGCAGCCGUGCUGUGCCACAGGGCACCCCACGACUCCUGACCUACAACAGGUGAGCUUGCCUAGCGCGUGGCGCCGCGGCCAGCUGUCCGGGCCGGCCAGUUCUGGCUCUGCCUGGGCUCCCAUGUCGCAGGCCCACUGGGUGUGAGCUCUCGCGGGGCGUCAAGGGCAGAGGUCCCUGGGGCUCUCUCGCCCUCCUGCAAGCUAACCCUGGCACAGCGAGCGUCCUGCACCCUCUGCGGGCCACACCGGCCGGCAUCGUGUUGGCCGAAGCGAGUCCCCCAGGGUGGGAAGGGGGCGCUCUGCUUUUGGUCCCCUUUGCACAGUCCUGUGGCAGAAGGUCAAGAACUCGGAGGGUGGAGGCCUGGGCCCAGCCCCCAGGCAGCCUUGGUCCAGGUGGCACCGUUUUAGGACUCGCAAGAGCAGGCACCCUGGCCACUCUGGUGGGGCCGGGACCCCGUGUUGUGCCGUUCUGGGGGCAGGGUGAGCAGGGGCGCAGGCGUGCAGAGGGUCCCGCAGGUGAAGGCAUUCCUCUGUAUCCCUGCCCUCCACGCCUGAUUCAGAGCCACCUGCCCCGUCUCACACCGCGUGCCAAUCCCCUACUCCCACCCUCGCGGCUCCCACCUCACACCGCCUCCCCGGGCUGGCCCAGGCCCCAGUGAGCUCUGUACCCCGAGGCCGGCCGGAGGCUCCCGAGCCCAGAGCUGGCGGAGCCGGCUGCUGCUCACCCGGGCAUGGAGAAGCCACAGCCCUGGCUCACCCACUCCCUGCAUCCGGGUGCAGUUAGAGGAAGCAGCCCACCCCCCUGCCCCCCAGCAGCUGCUGCCCCGGAGCCCUCCCAGUUCGGUCAUCAGACGCCGCCCGUGCGCCCCCAGCCACGCUGCUGAGGUACCCACCCCGUUCUUCCACGUGUUGCCUGACGUGGCCGGCCAGCACCCCGCGCACGCGGGCUGAGAGGCUGCCGCGCCGAUGUGUGAGCUCAGUGCUGGGCAGUUCAGGGCCUCUGGGACCAGAAGGCAGCUUGAUGGACGCGUGCGGUGCCAGGGCAGAGGGGACGCACAAACUGGGAGACGGGGGGCUGGGGCCACCCGGGCUGGGAGGAGGGACCUGUCUGCUCGCCAGGGUGCAGAGGGAAGCAGCACGCUCUUCCAGAAGGUUCCGACUCAAGGUCCAGCCAGGGAGACUGGGAGCCCGCACGUCACGGUCCACUGGCCCCCUUCUGCUCGGAGCAACGAUGUCCCAGGUCCAGAGGGCAGCUCUGUGCGAGACCUGGGCCUGGGCCACCAUCAGCAGCCAAGAGGUGGCACGGAGCCGGCUGGAGCCCUGCAGGGGCUGGGGGAGGGGCUGCCCUGGCUGUGGUUGCGGCUGGCGGGGGUCAGCCAGCUGUGGCCUUCAUGGUGGCUCUGGGAAUGGAGGCAGAGGUGGCAGCCAGGACUGGGGACCUGGCGCAGGGGUUUCCCUACGGAGCAGAAAUAAUGGGGGGUGUGGCCAGGAAUCCUCAGCGCUGUACCCUGGGGAGGCCUCGUCCCACAUCGCUCCCCUCCCCCUGCUGGGGGCCCCAGCGGGUCAGGGACGGCUUGGGGGGCCCCCUCACCCCCAGCAGAGGGAAGUCUCGCCCCUCAGAGGAAGGGGAAGGGCUCCAGCCUGGGCCAGAGGCAGCCACAAGGCUGGGGACCUGGAAUCAAAAACCGGCCAGGGUCGGGCGUCCCCAGCUUGGAGGGACACCCUGAACUAAAGCUUCGUUACCCCCAAGGUUCGUGCAGCCUGUGGGCUGCUCCCCCACGGGGUGGGGAGCAGUGCUGUGCACAGGGAGGAGCCCUCACCUGGGGCUUGUCUGCCUGCAACCCACCCGGCCUCAGCUUCUUCAUCUGUGAAAUGGGACCACCAGCGCCCACCCAGGACGGCUGUGGGGCCCCUGGCGUUGAAGCCGCCGGCACGAGAGUUCUUUGCCGUACCCCAGACAACCUCGCCUGCCACUCAGGGAAGAGCCGGCUGGCCCUAGCCCUCGGCGUGGCAUCGGCGACCGGGCUGCUUCCGCACACACAGCCAGCUGCGCCCUGCCGAGGGCCAACCUCUCUGUGCCUCUUCUGUGGAGAUCCCUCCACGCCACCCACUCCCAUCACGAGAACUCAGCCGUGAGAUGCACCCUCGGCCGUCCCGCGAGACGCGUGUCCAGGAGGCGGGUGGGUGCCCGCCGGCCCCUGCCCCGCGCUGUGACAGCCCCGAGGGCCGCAGCCCCUGGAGUGGAGCCUGGAGACUGGAGGGGGCGGGCACGGAAGCAGCGUGUGUCGUCCCGGGUGGAAAGGUAGCUUCUAGGAUCAAGGGGGGGCGGGGUCAGGUCACACUUGUGGGUGAGGGGCCGUUGUCGCUAGGGAGAGUUUCGCGGGAUUCUCGCCGGCGCUCACUGGUGUCCAUGGCUCGCCAUCUGUUCUCGGCAUUUUGUUUUAUUUUGUUUUUAACUACAGCCGCCCACUGGUCAGGCCCUGGGGCUGGUUACCACGACCCCCGCUCGCUGGCCCCCCAGAACUUCUGGUUCUCACGGAUUCCACUGCAAAGCAAAUAAAAUCAUCUUGACAA